AUCGUCCCAAAACCAACCAGAACGGCUCUGUGAUCGGAACCGCCGUUAACAUCAAUUCAACUAUGCCCUCUGGUUGCAGUAUCAGAGCUCUCUGGAUCAUCAACAAUCAAGAAGCUGUUGUUUUCUCCAGGAGGUUUCCGGUCGUCGAGAAGCAAUGGUGCUCCGUUUACAAGUCGGAAAACGAAAACACUCCUAGACUUCCCACUGAUCAGCAAAUCUCCAACGCUUUUACUCGAAGAAAGAGACGGGAAGGCUCUACUCGUGGAUAUGGUAUACGUGUUGCUCAAUCCACCAAAGGAUCGGAUUCUUGGGUUGAUGAUCCCAUCACUCGUCAUAUUAUCAGCCUUUGCUUAAGCGAAGAAGAUGAUGAUGAUGAUGAAUCUGAUAAAAACGAGAGGAACAUUCUCUGGCCUAUUGCCCUGCACACUAAAGCCCUUUACUCUAUCCUUGUCUUGCCUUUGGUUGAGCCAAAGGAGAUGAAAGAUUACGUCAAGUUAUGUAGGAGAUCUGAUUGUGGACCAGCUGUUGGUGAAGAUUUGAGUUUGUCAUCUCUCUUGCUUAACAUUUCAUCCGUUACAGGGGCUUUCAUGGUGGCUCAUGCAUUUGGUGACAUCGUUUCUGGUGAUACUGUGGAACCUGAGGUUGUUGUAAGUGCGUCUCCAUCAGUUGGUGGGUUGUUUGAUUCAAUAACUGGAAGCAUUGGUAUCUCAUCGAGGCCAAAACCUGUAGCUGCACCGCUUGCAUCUUCUUCCCCGUCUGGAGCUGCAACGACGGGAGCCACAGCAUCAGAUGCUCCCAAAACAGGGUCGAGGUUACUGGAUAGAGAUUUGCUUAGAAAUUUUAUCGCUACUGCUAUGCCGUUUGGUACUCCAUUGGACCUCAGCUUGUCUAAUAUAUUUGCUAUGAAAGCGAAUGGCUUUUCCUAUGCUGAUCCUCCUCCCCAAGAACUAAAGCAACCAGCAUGGAAGCCAUACCUGUACAAAGGAAAGCAAAGGCUAUUGUUCACAAUUCAUGAGACGGUUAACGCUGCAAUGUACGACCGCGAUGAGAUUCCUGAUAAUGUAUCUGUUGCGGGACAGAUAAACUGUCGGGCAGAGCUAGAAGGGCUGCCUGAUGUGUCGUUUCCUCUGGCAGGGCUGAGUACAGCCCACAUCGAAGCUAUAUCUUUCCAUCCAUGUGCCCAAGUUCCAGCACAUGGGAUCGACAAGCAGAACAUUGUUUUCCAGCCUCCCUUGGGUAACUUUGUUCUCAUGCGAUACCAGGCGGGUUGUGGACUCGGACCACCAGUGAAAGGGUUCUAUCAGCUGUCAAUGGUUUCAGAAGACGAGGGUGCAUUCCUCUUCAAGGUGCACCUCAUGGAAGGUUACAGGGCUCCUCUGUCAAUGGAAUUCUGCACUAUUACUAUGCCCUUUCCACGGAGACGGAUAGUGGCAUUUGAUGGGACUCCAUCAGCUGGGACUGUUUUAACCACAGAGCACUCUGUUGAGUGGAGGAUUCUGGGAAGCGGACGUAGUCUUUCUGGGAAAAGCCUUGAGGCUACUUUCCCCGGGACAAUCAAGUUUAGUCCAUUGCAGAGUAGGAGAAGAGGGGAUGGGGAUGAUGAAGAGAGUGAGGAUGAGAGCGUUGAGAAUGUGGUGAACGCGGAGGACUUCUUGGUGCAGAAAAUGAACAAGGAUCUCCCAGCAGUUGAGUUGGAGGAACCGUUCUGUUGGCAAGCCUAUGAUUAUGCCAAGGUCUCGUUCAAAAUUGUCGGGGCAUCUGUAUCUCGAAUGUCAAUCGACACAAAAUCAGUCAAUAUCUACCCAACCACAAAGUCACCGGUUGAGUUUUCUGCUCAGGUGACUUCAGGGGAUUAUAUAUUGUGGAACACAUUGGGGAAGGCUCCAUCAGCAGCCGUCGUGUAAUUCCCCCAAGUCUCGACCUCACUGAAAUAAAGAAGAUGAAUGUUUUUAGUUGCAAGUCUGUCUGGCAUGGAACAUGUGACAAUAAAACUCAUAAGGUGGUUAUGUUCAUGAA
Molecule: messenger RNA, 2016 nt
Organism: Arabidopsis lyrata subsp. lyrata
Lineage: Eukaryota; Viridiplantae; Streptophyta; Magnoliopsida; Brassicales; Brassicaceae
Product: AP-5 complex subunit mu
Exons: 9
Coding region: 63-1904 (613 amino acids)
Biological process (GO): intracellular protein transport; endosomal transport
Cellular component (GO): clathrin adaptor complex; cytosol; late endosome
Source: RefSeq, a predicted model, not a curated record